This is a messenger RNA of Capronia coronata CBS 617.96, 2226 nucleotides long. RefSeq lists its product as uncharacterized. The record is from RefSeq and is a predicted model, not a curated record. NCBI's taxonomy places the organism in Eukaryota, Fungi, Ascomycota, Eurotiomycetes, Chaetothyriales, Herpotrichiellaceae. Bases 1 to 2226 code for a protein of 741 amino acids. The transcript has a single exon.
AUGGCGCCCUCCGAAUUCCCUUUCAAUUGCAACCUAUGUAAGAGCCUUCGGCUGCGGUUCGCUGACGCACAAACUGGACACAUCUACGUGAAUCUCGGAACUUUCGAAGAAGCCCUUGCCUCUCCGUGCUCGGAGCACAAGAGCUUGGUCCGACAGUUCUGGGACUACUGCCGUGGGACACAGGCUGGAGGCACGGCGCCAAUACAAGAGUAUGAUGACUUCAUGUAUCUACAAGACACAGAGGCUAGCAAGGGUUCGAUCGUGAAAUUGGGCGGGUGCGUAUGGGUACUAACUGACAAGUUUAUGACGGGGUGCUACGAUAGUUGGCAACUUCUACUCGUUCGACAGGCUCCAUCACCGAUUCACCUCGGGGCUGGACGGAUUCUGGAUCAGAACUGGGUCAAUGUGGGAGUCAUCCAAGGUUGGAAGGACCGAUGCAUUUCUCUGCACGGGAGCAGAUGCGAGAACCCAUUGAAGAUCAAGCCAACCCAACCAGAUUGGCUAAUUGAUGUUCAACAAAGAUGCAUUGUCCGAGGCCACCAUGAAAAUACCCCUACCGCCUUUGUUGCGUUGAGCUAUAGAUACGGCAACCGUCAAGGAUACAAAAUGGAUGAUGAUACCAUCCUGAAGCUCCAGAGCCCCGGUAUUUUGGAUGACCCUGGCAUGCCAUUCCCACUGACUCCGAUUACUCGAGAGGCAAUGCACCUGACUUGUGUGUUGGGCGAGCGAUAUCUCUGGAUAGACGAGCUCUGUAUUGUCCACAGCAACGCAGAGGCCACUGCCAGACAGUUGAAAUUGAUGGCAGCGAUCUAUGCCAGUGCUGCAGUGACCAUUGUCGCCACGGACGGGGAUUCUCAGGAUGGGAUCCAAGGGCUCCAAGGCGUUUCUGUCCCUCGCGAUCUGCAUCAGAGGGUACUACCCUUUGGAGCUGACCAGCUUGUCACCCGCGAAUCCAGUAUCUCCAAGCUGACGGAGGGGACAUUAUAUCACAAUCGAGCGUGGACGUACCAGGAAUUUGCAAUGUCCCCACGACGUAUCAUCUUCAACGACAGGCAGCUACAUUGGCUGUGCCAUUGUGAAGCAUGGCACGAAGAAUCGACACUGGACGCCAAAGUCGAAGAGUACAUUGACGACUCAGGACUGGCCAACACCAAGAUUCUGCUAGCUGGCUUUCCGGACACAAGAGCUCUCAGUAAGUUGAUCUGCGACUAUAAUAAAAGACAUCUCAGUUACGACGAAGAUGCUCUCCCUGGUAUUUCCGGUCUUCUCUCUGUUCUCAGCCGUUCCUUUGAAGGCGGGUUCCUCCAUGGGCUGCCGGAAAUGUUUUUCGACAGGUGGCUGGGCUGGGGCGCUGUCAAUGUGCGACGCCGAACUCAUUCUCAAUACCAAAAACAACAAAAACAAGAGCAAAACGGCCAAGAUACAUUAUCUACCCUGCCGUCUUGGUCCUGGACGGGCUGGCAAGGCUCGGUAUACUUUAGCUGUGACGAUUCUCCACGCAUCAUGCCUAGUUUCCAUACGAUCGCCGAAACAAUCCCCAUAACAAAGUGGUACACCAGCAAAUCGCCGGCUGGAGAUUUCAAACGCAGAAUUCGGUCACAUUGGUACGACGAGCGCAAUGCGCACAAGGAUCACAGUCGACCUCUACCUGCAGGCUGGAGUCGUCACGAUUCGAUUCCUCUCUCCACCGGCAACUCGAACUCGUCAACCCAAGAAGCGCCCCUCUGUCCCGACGGAUGUGGGAAUCACGUCUUCAAGCACUCCAACUUGGCCGGUCAAGAUGACGCUCUGAACGCAUGGUUCUAUCCAUUCCCGGUCAGAGAUAUCCAGGAAUCAACGGAGACUUUCCUUCCAGAGCAGACGCCAUACCUCUUUUGCAGAACCAAGGGAGUUCAGCUUUGGGCAUCCGAGGGACUGAAAGAAAACACAAUGUCUCUUCGAGCCACCCGAGAUGGUCUCGUCAUUGGGACACUGGAUCUACAUAACCACGCGCAGUUGGAUAUGUUCCCACAGGACACCUAUGGCCGCGCGGGACCCGUGGAGCUGGUCGCCAUCUACCGAUCCAAGGUGUAUACUACAAUAGGCAGGUUUAGAGUCCGUGAAAAGUAUCGGUUACUCUGGAUAGAAUGGAAGGGAGGACUGGCAUAUCGCUUGGGGGCCGCCAGUCUUGAUAGGGAGGAGUGGGAAGCGUUGAAGACCGAGGAUGUGGAUCUGGUUUUAGCUUGA